AUGGUCCACCCCUCAACUGUUCACUUUAACCCGCAACGUACAGCCUUGACCUGGAUUACUGAUCCCUUGUUCUCACCGUCGGCAGCUGCAUCUCUUGAGGGAAUUGAUGAAGCCAUGGCUCAUCUCGUAAACCUGCCUACGGAGCUGGCUCUAGAGUAUAUGAGCUACCUGGACAGCCCAGACCUAUUCGAACUCGCGCAAACGACCAGAAAGCUGCGAUAUGCUGCUUUGGAGGCAGCUUACUCACAUAUAAAGAUUUCACAGUGUCAAGGACCGGACUUCAAGCAUAAUCGAAGCCAUCGUCGUGUGGUCAAGCUUACGACGACUCUGCUCCAGAACCCUGACGUCGCCAAGAAGGUCACCAGUUUGGAUCUUGACUUGAUGCCAUAUAACUACAUCGAAAAGUUCGAGCCUCUCAUGUCAGACAAUGAACGGGGCCGAACCACAGAAGAAAAGCGACUGUAUGAUCUGGUUGUUAAGACUGUAUCGAGGUAUACGAAACACAGAGAUUGGAUCUGGCAGGGCAACAUUGUUGGAUGGACAUACCUCUUUUUUAUAAUCACGCCGAGCCUUGAGACUCUCCGUCUGGGCAACGGUUACGGUGUCUUCGUGGACGAGUGGCGGAGAUGGAUCUACGACUUCCGCGACACCAAUGCGAUCGUAAAUCAAAGUCGUGACCAAAGUCGUGCAAGGCAGGGGCUGUGGCAAGUACAACAUUGGGAUGGAAUCCGCGGAAUACAUAAACACUGGGACCGCAGUCAUAAGUGGACGGGAGAUCUACGUGAAGAGAGCCAACAAGAUCAUAUGCUAGCGGCAUUACCUGGACUCCGUUCCGCAACGCACGUAUAUCUAGCCGAUGACUUGCGACCCUCAUGGGAGUGGAUGACUCUACCUGGGUUGCAAACCUACAAGCACUCGGACAUACUGAAGAAUCACAAGGGUGCCCGCGAUCAGGUGUCUACUAUUCAGGCUCUCUGGCCCGAGGAUCAAACAUCUCAGACCCAGGAGCUUCGAACGAACAUGUCGAUUUACACGGCGGAAGACAUCAACGGCCGACGCCUCUACGACCCGCCGCUCUCGCACUUUCCGUACCUAAAGGCUAUGUAUAUCAGUCUGAUCACCAAAGAAAAGAGACGACGUUCACAGGGCUGCAUCGUUGUACCCGUGGCAAGCUACAUGCGAGAACUCAGGUUCCCGUUCAUGAGACUUCUGCCACUUGCACAUACGCUUGAAGCACUUGAGAUGCGCAUCGUGGAAGGGCAACAUAUGAAAAAGGGCGGUCUGCCAUUGUUCGUGUCCCCGAUUACGCAGCUGCAGCAUUUCACACGCUUGAAGGAACUCGGCGUCCCGGCGUAUGUUCUGACGGCGCAAUGGUGGCAGCGCAAUGAUGGAAACCCUAUCACGCAGAAUAUCUUGCCAGUCGAGAUGUUGCCACCGGGCUUGGAGGUUCUUACCAUCUUUCUGAACGGCGAGGGCCUACCGGAUAGGGACGAAGCUAGGAAGUAUGGAAAUAUGCCUUAUUGUGAGGCUGUGGCGAAGGUCAUGAGGGAUGUCUUGCGUUGGAGAGAACAUGUGCUUGAUUUGAGGUGCAUCCGCAUCGACUAUACGGAGUUUGAAAGUGGGCCGAGUGCGCUUCUGCCGCUGGGGGAGCUAGAAGAGGCUGGGAUACAGGUGGAGGCUCUAUAA
Didymosphaeria variabile is the source of this 1686-nucleotide messenger RNA. RefSeq lists its product as uncharacterized. Lineage: Eukaryota; Fungi; Ascomycota; Dothideomycetes; Pleosporales; Didymosphaeriaceae. Bases 1 to 1686 code for a protein of 561 amino acids. The record is from RefSeq and is a predicted model, not a curated record. The transcript has 2 exons. Gene Ontology annotation, molecular function: protein binding.